This is a messenger RNA of Papilio machaon (common yellow swallowtail), 2156 nucleotides long. RefSeq names its product FGGY carbohydrate kinase domain-containing protein. Lineage: Eukaryota; Metazoa; Arthropoda; Insecta; Lepidoptera; Papilionidae. The coding region runs from base 380 to 2029 and encodes 549 amino acids. The transcript is spliced from 5 exons. The record is from RefSeq and is a predicted model, not a curated record. Gene Ontology annotation, biological process: carbohydrate metabolic process. Gene Ontology annotation, molecular function: phosphotransferase activity, alcohol group as acceptor; kinase activity.
GUUUGUUGUUUGACAACGACUACUUAAAUAAUAUCGGAUAUUUAUAAAGGGCAACUCUGAUCAGUCUACUUGGCGUUUGCACGAAGGCGCGAAACUUAAAUUAACUCUAUACGUCAUAACGAAAUGUUGGAAGUACUAUUUGGAAAUAUAUUAGAACGAUUCUAUGAAGUUUUAAUAAUUUUUUGCACUGUCUUUAAUAUCACAACGCGUGUCUUAUCAUGUCUUAUAGAAAAUUUUUACUCAUAGUAAAUAAGAAUAAGUUAAACAAGGAAAACAAGGUUACGAGGUUAUCAAAUUAGAAGCAUUAACUUAUUAUCUGUUAUCACAGCAUCAAGGUCAUAUCCGUUUGUAACAUUACUUUGAGGAUCCUACAAUUUUAAUGGUGAGAAAUAAGGAUAUGAACACUCAAUCAUUUUUUAUUGGCGUGGAUGUGGGGUCAGGUAGUGCCAGAGCAGCUCUGGUCGAUCAAGAUGGACACAUACUGCGCACAUCAGUUAAGGAACUUCGAAUAUGGAAACCCCAACCUGAUUUUUAUGAACAGUCCUCUAACGAUAUAUGGAAUUGUUGUGAAUUUGUCAUAAAUGAAGUUGUUAGAAAUGUGAAUCCAGAAGAUAUUAAAGGGAUUGGCUUUGAUGCCACAUGUUCUUUGGUGGCAUUGGAUAGAAAUGGUAACCCCUUAGCAGUUAGCAACUCUAAUAACAAUGAACAGAAUGUUAUAAUGUGGAUGGAUCACAGAGCUCAAGCUGAGGCUGAGUUUAUAAACAAAACAGGUCAUGAAAUCCUAAAGUAUGUAGGUGGCAAGGUAAGCCUGGAAAUGGAGAUGCCAAAGUUAAAGUGGUUGAAGCAAAAUUUACCGAACAAGUGGGCAGAUUUUGGAUAUUUUUUUGAUUUACCAGACUUUCUAACUUGGAAAGCUACAGGAUCAGAAAGCCGGUCACUUUGUUCUCUGGUUUGCAAAUGGAAUUAUGAAUGUUCUAUUGAUGGUAAAAAAGGGUGGAAUGAAGAUUUUCUUCGAAAUGUUGGCUUGGAUGACUUAGCUGCAUUUGAGUUUAAGAAGAUAGGGAGUAAAGUUUUAAUGCCUGGAGAGAAGUGUGGUGGACUGAAGAGUGAUGUUGCUAGAUCUCUCGGCCUUAUUCCCGGCACCCCAGUGGCUACUUCUAUCAUUGACGCUCACUCUGGUGGACUUGGUAUGAUUGGUACAAAUGGGGAGGGCAUUGCAAAGGAGAUGUCAAGUAGACUCAGCUUAAUAUGUGGUACUUCCACCUGCCACAUGGCUGUCAAUGAGAAGCCUAUACUAGUGCCCGGUAUAUGGGGACCUUAUUUUAGUGCAAUGGUACCUAACUUGUGGUUAAAUGAAGCUGGUCAAAGUGCCUCUGGCAUGCUUUUAGACUAUGUUAUAUCAAGUCAUCCAGCAGGAAUUCAAUUGUCGAAGAAAUAUUCCACUGGAGAGGUGCGUACUCAUUUAAGGCAGCUGCUGGCAAAAAUAACAAAAGAAAAAGGGUUAAGCGAUGUAAGUUUAUUAAGCAAAGACUUUCAUAUUUGGCCGGAUUAUCAUGGUAACCGAUCUCCGUUGGCUGAUCCAUCUAUGAAAGGAAUGAUUUGUGGGCUCACAAUCAACAACAGUGAGGAGAAUCUCGCUUUACUCUACCUGGCAACGUUACAGGCUUUAUCGUAUGGUACGCGGCAUAUAAUCGAGGCAUUGGUGGAAUCGGGUUAUGAACCAUUCAAAUCGUUGCUCAUCUGUGGUGGGCUAUCGAAGGAUCCUCUAUUUGUACAAAUACAAGCGGAUGUUGUGGCUUUGCCUGUGCUCAAACCCCACGAAUCGGAGUCAGUUUUGUUAGGCGCCGCUAUCCUUGGUGCGUGCGCAUCGCAAUACUUUAACAGUGUUCAAGCCGCCAUAGAGACAAUGGGAGGCAAAGCCGAUGUCGUUCGUCCAAAUCUUAAUACCAAAGCAUUCCAUGACAAAAAGUAUAAAGUAUUUCUUAGAAUGUUCGAAGAUCAGUUGAAGUAUAGAGCUAUUAUGAAUUAGAAAUUUAUAUCUAGCAGAACGUAAAUAGAAUAAAAAUUAUUACUUAUACUGCUUCAAACAUUUUUAACUUGGGAUUCAUAUACAGGGAAUAAUAAUUAUCGUGUUUUAGUGUAAAUAUUGCCCAAUC